This is a messenger RNA of Pestalotiopsis fici W106-1, 2604 nucleotides long. Its product is annotated as beta-glucosidase M. NCBI's taxonomy places the organism in Eukaryota, Fungi, Ascomycota, Sordariomycetes, Amphisphaeriales, Sporocadaceae. Bases 1 to 2604 code for a protein of 867 amino acids. Gene Ontology annotation, molecular function: beta-glucosidase activity. The transcript is spliced from 2 exons. Gene Ontology annotation, biological process: glucan catabolic process. The record is from RefSeq and is a predicted model, not a curated record.
AUGGAGAAGGACAGGUUCAUCCCUUACCGGGAGAGGGAUCCAAGCAGUACCACGGACACUGGCGGCUACGAAUCGUAUCGAGCCUCAACAAGAGCGGUUCAGCCGAGUCAAGCCGCGCCAGUGAACGAUACAGGCUGGUGGGCGCGGAUGAAAGCGCGCCAUCCGGUUCUAGCCAGGAAGCGUGGGAAAGCGCUCAUCGUUUUCAUCUUGUGUCUUCCUCUUCUCGGUCUUCUGGGACUGUUGGCCCUUCGGCAUUCGGACAGCCAACAUGGAGGCAGUGCGGCGGGUGGCGGCACAUCCAAUGCCAUCACUGAUGAUACCUACUUCUACGGGCAGUCAGAGCCUGUAUACCCGUCGCCGUCCAUGGCCAGCACAGGCACUUGGAGCGACUCCUACACAAAAGCCGUGACACUUGUACAAAGCAUGACGACUGAAGAAAAGAUCAGCCUGACGACGGGAGCUGGGGCCGGCAACGGAUGUGCUGGAAGCAUUCCUGCAAUCCCGCGCCUCAACUUCACAGGCAUGUGCUUAAUGGACGCCGGGCAAGGACUUCGCGGGACAGAUUUCGUCUCUGGCUGGCCGAGUGGUAUCCAUGUAGGCGCAAGUUGGAAUAAAGAACUUGCAAGACAGCGCGCAAUCGGAAUGGGCGGCGAAUAUAGGACAAAAGGCGUCAACGUCGCCCUGGGGCCCGUAGUUGGCCCGGUAGGAAGAAUCGCGACUGGCGGUAGAAAUUGGGAAGGAUUCUCUACUGAUCCAUAUUUGUGUGGUGCUCUGGCCGCCGAGACUGUAUCUGGUAUACAGUCCGCUGGCGUGAUCACAAGCACCAAGCACUUCAUUGGAAAUGAACAGGAAACCCAUCGAGUGCCGGCCAACGACAUUGAGGCCGUAUCUUCGAAUAUUGACGAUAAGACUAUGCACGAACUCUACCUCUGGCCGUUCCAAGACGUGGUCAAAGCUGGGACGGGGAACAUCAUGUGCAGUUACAACCGCGUCAACAAUUCGUAUGGUUGCGCCAACAGUAAAACACAAAACGGGCUUCUCAAGACAGAACUGGGUUUCCAGGGUUUUGUAGUGUCUGACUGGGGCGCCUUGCACGCAGGUGUUGCUUCUGCCCUUGCUGGGAUGGACAUGGUUCAACCUGACGCAGCUGGGCUUUGGGGAGACAAAUUGCUCGAGUCGGUCCAGAACGGUUCCAUCUCGGAUUCAAGACUUGACGACAUGGUUACUAGAAUCGUGGCUUCCUGGUUUCAAAUGGGCCAAGACCAGGAUUUUCCCCAACCGGGUAUCGGAAUGCCAGCCGAUCUGACAAAGCCGCACACAAUUAUCGAUGCCAGAAAUGCUUCUUUUAAGCAGACUCUGCUUGAUGGGGCUAUCGAGGGCCAUGUGCUCCUCAAGAACACAAACUCAGCUCUUCCGUUGAAAAAGCCCAAAUUGCUUUCCCUCUAUGGGUAUUCUGCCAGAAAUCCUGAUCAAUGGAAUUAUAAUGCGACCGGAGGCGUGUCAGCUUGGAUGUUUGGAGGCGAAUCAGCAUUUCUGGGCCGCUACAUCUCAGGCGCCUUCGAUCUCGAUUCUUUGGGAGAUAUUCCGCAGAUCGCUCCUGACGGCACAAUCAUCAGCGGUGGCGGCAGCGGAGCAGUCACGCCUUCAUAUAUAAGUUCGCCAUACGAUGCUAUCAAUGCUCGAGCGUACGACGAUGGAACGGCUUUGUUCUGGGACCUCUCUAGUCCUGUUCCGUACGUUGAUGCUGCGUCAGAUGCCUGCGUAGUAAUCGUCAAUGCCUUUGCCUCGGAAGGAUAUGAUCGAGCCGGUACACAUGACGAUUACACCGAUGGCCUGAUCAAGCACGUGGCAGAUCGUUGCUACAACACAAUCGUGGUCUUUCACAACGCAGGAAUCCGUCUGGUUGACCAGUUCAUUGACCAUGAGAAUGUUACAGCACUCAUAUUUGCUCACUUGCCUGGCCAGGACUCGGGCCACGCCCUGGUCUCACUGCUCUAUGGGGAGUCGAAUCCAUCAGGAAAGCUUCCGUACACUGUUGCCCACAACGAAUCUGAUUACGAGGAUUUGCUCAAUGCUGAUAAGGCUGAUGGAAUCUUUGCAAAUUUCCCCCAGUCGAAUUUUACAGAAGGCGUUUACAUUGACUAUCGACAUUUCGAUGCCAAGAAUAUUACACCGCGGUAUGAGUUCGGUUUUGGCUUGUCGUACACCAGUUUCAAUUAUACGGGUCUCGAAAUCAAACAAAAUGACACGGCAAACACCGAUGAAUAUCCGACAGGGGACAUUGUUGAGGGUGGCCAGUCGGAUCUCUGGGAUGUCCUAGCCACUGUAUCAGCACAGAUCCUAAACAUAGGCGAUGUUGACGGAGCAGAAGCUGCUCAACUUUAUGUGGGCAUCCCAGGAGCACCAAUCAAGCAACUCCGUGGUUUUGACAAGCCGUUUAUCAAUGCCAGUCAAACAACAACGGUGACUUUUGACUUAACAAGACGCGACUUGAGCGUUUGGGAUGUAGUCGUACAAAAAUGGCUCUUGCAAAACGGGACCUACGACGUUUACGUGGGGCCGAGCAGUCGCAUUCUACCAUUGCAAGGAUCACUCAGCAUCUAG